This is a messenger RNA of Menidia menidia (Atlantic silverside), 1431 nucleotides long. NCBI's taxonomy places the organism in Eukaryota, Metazoa, Chordata, Actinopteri, Atheriniformes, Atherinopsidae. The record is from the annotation of a GenBank genome assembly.
UUUCUGUCACUGCGGGCGCUGAAACACAAAACCUUUCCUGGAAACAGCUUCCAAGAAUCCGUGCGUCGGCCUGAUCUGCGCUGUGUACUUUGCAAAGAGCUCACCCAGACGCCGUUUCACCAGAAGAGCGCACGGACGCUUUUUUUUCUCUGUUUCUGACUUUUAUGCUUAUUUCAAAUUCGUUGCAAAGAUUCGUUUUUAUUUUAUGGUUGCCACCGUGUUGAAUUUUCUCGAAUUGAGGUCUGCUGUACGUCAGAAAUGGUAGCCCAGUCCAUAUCCAUUUUGCACCACGGGGAACAAGGAGGUUCCUGCUCACCACAACCUCCUCCUCCACUCUGGGACCCGGCAGAGGACCUCCGCUGCAUCACCACCAACUUCCAGUACCUCCAGACCUCAGGUUGGUACUGGGGCUCGAUCUCGGCCAGCGAAGCUCGGGAAGCUCUCCUGACGAAGUCUGAAGGCACAUUCCUGGUGCGUGACAGCACCCACCCUCAGUACAUGCUGGCCCUGUCAGUGAAGACCUGCUGUGGACCCACCAGCGUGCGCAUAGAGUACAACAGGGGCUGUUUCUGGCUGGACUCCACCUCCCCCGGCGUUCCCCAGCUGAAGUCCUUCCCUGACGUCCUCAGCCUGGUCCAACACUACUCCCUCUCAGGCCAGACGUCGCGGGACCUGGCAGCGAUCCGCCCUCAGACAAAGACUGACGCUAAAGACAGUGGAGUCCCUCUGAAGCUGGUGCGUCCUUUGCACAGAUCGCAGGGUUUCCCCUCUUUGCAGCAUCUGACACGUCUCGCCAUCAACAAACACACAAAAUCCCCCGAGCAGCUGCCCCUCCCAAAGCCUCUGCUGCGCUUCCUGCGGAACUACCCCUUCUCUGUAUGAGGACCUCCGAGGGGCAGAGAAAGACAGUCACACAGUGAGGGUCACUCUUCAUGACCACACGCUGUGAGUUUGUGAUAGCGUUAGACCCUGCGUGACAGGAUGGCCAGGGGAGGGGAAGACUGAAAUGGUUCAAGCACAAUAGACCUCAGUGUGACCUCACUGCUCACGAAUGAGUUCAGUCUUACUCCAGCACAGAAUUUUUCUUUAAAUUAUUUUAUGUUCGCCUUAGCCACUGUGAAACGUGAAAUGCCAAUGUGUGCGUUUUUACUUUAUUUCUGAUGUCUAAUUUACCACCAGUCACCAGUCAACCAAUAAAUGAUUGAAUCAGUGAAAAUGUGACGAGAGUAGAAAAUGGGUCAGGUUUGGAUAUCGAAAAUAUCUGCUAUUUGGAGCUUAUUGAAAAAGUCUCCUUUGCAAAGAAUGAAGUCAAGGAAGAAAAUGUAAGUGAAUUUGAUCAGACUAUUGCUAUAUGAUGUUCCAACUGGAGAACCUGUUGUAGUUUACAAGCCUUUUUUUAAAAGAUAGAAAUAAAGAAUUUGUUACGGUGAA